This is a messenger RNA of Cyphellophora europaea CBS 101466, 1104 nucleotides long. RefSeq lists its product as uncharacterized. Gene Ontology annotation, cellular component: membrane. The transcript has 3 exons. Gene Ontology annotation, molecular function: lipase activity. The record is from RefSeq and is a predicted model, not a curated record. Bases 1 to 1104 code for a protein of 367 amino acids. NCBI's taxonomy places the organism in Eukaryota, Fungi, Ascomycota, Eurotiomycetes, Chaetothyriales, Cyphellophoraceae.
AUGCCGACCACGGUGGAGGGAUCCUUCAAGACCGCCGAUGGUGUGGACUUAUACACCAAGACGUGGAAGCCUGAUGGUGCCCCCGUCGGUGUGAUCAUCUUCAUACACGGCUUUAGCGACCACUGCAACACCUACGACACCCUCUUCAAGACCCUCUCCGCACCACCCUACUCGCUGCAAGUCAAUGCAUUCGACCAACGCGGCUGGGGCCGCUCCGUCCGCCAACCCUCCCAGCGCGGUGCCACAGGGCCGACCAGCGCCGUCCUUGCCGAUCUACACGCCUUUGUCCUCCAUACCAUCUCCCAACUCCCGUCACCACCCCCACCGCUCUUCAUGAUGGGCGCCUCCAUGGGCGGCGCCAUCGCCCUCCACUACACGCUCUACACCCUCCGCAGCACCACGAUCCGCAACCGCCCGCAACUCGCCGGUCUCAUCCUCUCCGCCCCCUUCGUCGCCCUGGACCACCGCUCCGCCCCCUCCUGGGUAACCGUCAAAGCCGGCAAACUCGCCGCCAAGGCGUUCCCCAACCAGCAGCGCGUCAACAAGCUGGAAGCCAAGUACAUGUGCCGCGACCCGCAGGUCUGCUCCGACUGGGUCGCCGACCCCCUCUGCCACGACACCGGCACCCUCGGCGGCCUAAGCGGCAUGCUCCAGCGCGCCGCCGACCUCGUCUCCCUCAGCCAGGGCGCCUACGUGCGCAGCCUGACCAACGAGCUCCCCUGCCCCAUCUGGGUCGCGCACGGCGAAGCCGACCGCGUCACGAGCUGCAAGGCCACGCAGCGCCUGUACGACGUGCUCAGCGCCCCCGAGGGGGAUCGCACCAUGCGCGCCUUCCCCGGGGCGUAUCACAUGCUGCAUAAGGAGCCCGAUGGGACAGGUCAGGACUUCACGCGCGAGGUCGCAGAGUGGUGUGUCCGCAGGUGUCGCGGUGAGAGGGGCGCGUUGCCGCCUGAGGCCAGGAAGAGUAUGCAUGUCUCGAGGAGUCGUGACGAUGCGUUGCGGAAGAGUGUUGAUGCGAAUCGCGUGGUGGGUGCGAGUACGAGUGGCAAUGGGAAUGGGAAUGGGCAUGUGAAGAAGCAGAGUAAUGGUGGCACGAAGCUGUAA